Molecule: messenger RNA, 564 nt
Organism: Adineta ricciae
Lineage: Eukaryota; Metazoa; Rotifera; Eurotatoria; Adinetida; Adinetidae
Source: the annotation of a GenBank genome assembly
AUGAACGGUGGUUAUGCAAACGGAGGUAUUGACGAUCGAAAUGAUUCGACACGAAUUGUGUCCUAUCGAUCGGCAGUUAGUCGCGAUCACUCUCGACCAUCUCAUCGUACCAAACGAAGACGUGUUGGUAAUGAAAUUGAUUUAAAUGAUAUUAACGCCGAUUUAGUUUAUGAUGAACAUCAAAUUUCCAUUGAAGAACUUGUACAUCGAUUUGACACAGAUUUGAGAACGGGCUUAACAAAAAUUCAAGCUAAACAACGUUUAAUUGACGAAGGUCGAAAUCAUAUCGAACCACCACAUGUCAGUAUUUCCAAAUCAUGCGAACGUUUUUGGCUCCAACCCUACAUUUUUUUCGUUGCCAUCUUAUCUCUAUUGGCUAUUCUAUGUUUUGUUGCUUUUGCUAUACAAUUGAACACCCGACAAGAAAUAACUUAUGAAAAUCUUUACAUGCUCAUCGUUUUGAUUAUCUUCAUACUCUUACCAAGUGUAUUCACAUUUGCUGUUAAUCAUAUCAGUGCCAACAAAUUACAAUAUUUACGAUAUCAAAUCAAACAAGUAAGAUGA